This is a messenger RNA of Ahaetulla prasina, 4570 nucleotides long. It is a transcript of the gene PHACTR2, whose product is annotated as phosphatase and actin regulator 2. Gene Ontology annotation, biological process: actin cytoskeleton organization. Lineage: Eukaryota; Metazoa; Chordata; Lepidosauria; Squamata; Colubridae. The record is from RefSeq and is a predicted model, not a curated record. Gene Ontology annotation, molecular function: actin binding. The coding region runs from base 339 to 2297 and encodes 652 amino acids. The transcript is spliced from 13 exons.
CUGCCCCAGAUUAGGGACUCCAUCCCCAUGACCUUUGCUCCACCCCCCCUCCCCGUAAUCUGCAUAGAGGAAUGACAGGCAUUUGGCUGAACAGGAACAGUUUGAGUUGGGCUGCGGCGGCGGUAGCGGCAGCAGCAAGCAGCAGCGGGAGGAGGAGGAUUUACAACUAGCUCGGCAAGAGGAGGCAGAAUUUGCACGGAGGAGGCUGCUAAGAUUAAGAGCGAGCGCUGGGAGAAGCUGAAAUGAGUUCUCCGAAGUUUCUGUGCGAGAGGAAACCUGAUCAGAGGACCAAGAGAGCCGCCUGAUUGCUGGAUCCCGGCCCUCCUCCAGGACGCGAGAUGGGCCAGACUUCAAUCUCCACUCUUUCGGCAGAGGCUAGUGUUGAUGGGAUUGACAAAGUAUCAGUUGCCAACUCAGAUGGGACGAAUCCGGGAUCUCAAACACCGCCUUUUAAGAGGAAGGGCAAACUCUCAACAAUUGGUAAAAUCUUCAAACCGUGGAAAUGGCGAAAGAAGAAAACAAGUGAAAAGUUUAUAGAAACCUCAGCAGUGCUGGAAAGAAAGAUAUCAACAAGGCAGAGCAGAGAGGAGCUAAUAAGAAGGGGUGUCCUAAAGGAUAUAAAUGAGCAAGAUGUGGAUGCCACAGUGAAUUAUGAAAUCUCUAAUGGUCACACGAUAGUAAUUACAGAAGAAGCCAUACAGGAAGAAAAUGUAAAAACUGUAGAAGACAAUGGUUCAUUAUCAGCAAAGGCAGCUGUUUCUGACGAGAAAAAAGAGGAUAAAAAAGAUAAGCCUCUUCCUAAAGGCCUUGAAACAUCAGCCGUGUCUGUUUCUCCUCUUCCUCCUCCUCUACCACCACCUCCUCCUAAACCUAAGCCUAAAGCUAAAAAAGCAGCCAUUCCUCCAAAAAACGCUGCUGCUGCUGCUUCUACAACUAGCCAUAAAACUACUGAAGUGCCACAUGCUAAAAAAAAGGGCAAGUCUCCUUCCAAGCAGGCCUCUGCCCCACCUGCCAAGCCAACAAGCCGCAGUGGGACUCGAGAAGCUGCUAUUUCCUCUAAUUUAAAGAAAGGACAUGCUUCCAAAUCAUCAUCUCCUUCUUCCACAUCAUCUCGCUCUAAACCUUCUAAAGAACCAACAACAAGCAAAAGCAGCACAGGGACUCCCAGGGAUAAGAAGAAACAGGUGAAACAGGUGACGACACGAACACCAUCUGAUGGGGACAUUACUUCUGCCUCCAGCACGACAGCGGAGAACUCGAAGACCAAAGUGGAACUCUUUAAAUCAGAAGAAUCUCUCCAUAUUAUCCCUGAAGCUGGAGACACAACCCAGAACAGCACUAUGACUGUUCCUCCCCCUCCUCCUGCUGUUCCAGCUCCUCUUCCUCCAACCAUCCCAACUUUGUCUCCAGGCUGUGAGCCCGCUGGCUUUUCAGGCACAGAACAUGUGCCAGUUAGUAUUGAAGCAGGCCCAUCUGUUCCUGGCACACACAUAAGCGAUCUUCAUAUAAAAACUGAAGCAGACAGUGAAAGCACUUCAAGCAGUGCAGUCUUAGAGCAUAGCCCGGAGAUUGGGGGAGAAGACACAGAAUGUUCUGCUAUCAAAGAACAUCAGGAAAAAGAAAUCCCUGAGCAAACUAGUCCUCUUCUGACAGAUGAACUUUCUGAAACUUCUGAAGAAAAUCCAGAAAUUGGAAACAGCAAAAAUAAUCAAACCAGUGACUCGGAUUCAGAUGGGCCUAUACUUUAUACAGAUGAUGAUGAAGAUGAUGAUGAAGAUGCAAGCGGUGAAAGCUCUUUAGCAAGUAAAAUACAUCGUAGGGAUACUCUCGCAAUCAAACUUGGCAACAGACCAUCCAAAAAAGAACUGGAAGAUAAAAACAUCUUGCAGAGAACAUCUGAAGAGGAGAGACAGGAACUGAGGCAUCAGAUUGGCACAAAACUAGUGAGAAGGCUUAGUCAAAGGCCCACCUCUGAAGAACUAGAACAAAGAAACAUCCUGAAACAAAAAAAUGAAGAAGAAGAACAAGAAGCUAAAAGAGAAUUGAAGCGUAGUCUCAGCCGAAAGCUUAGUUUGAGACCAACAGUGGCUGAACUUCAGGCACGAAGAAUCUUACGAUUUAAUGAAUAUGUGGAAGUAACAGAUUCACCAGAUUAUGAUCGACGUGCUGAUAAACCCUGGGCAAGAUUAACACCUGCAGACAAGGCAGCAAUACGGAAAGAAUUGAAUGAAUUCAAAAGCACAGAGAUGGAAGUACAUGAAGAAAGUAGACAGUUUACAAGGUUUCAUCGUCCUUAAGUGUUGAAAAUACUCUGCUGUUGAGCACAACUAUCUUUCCUGAGGAAAGUCCUCCAUCUUGAAGGCCAGAGUACAUCACAACUGGAAUGUCUGCAGCACCUUAAAACCUGAAGUUACUCUAUGUUGUGGAUCCUCAUAUUUAACAAAGAGACAGCUAGAAGAGAUACAGAAAAGAAUAUUAAAAAGGCCAUGUAAUAUGAAUGUUUACUAUUUUGUUUUGAAUAGAAAAUAUUACUGUUUUUUUCCUUACCAACAGUUAACUGGGGUGAACAGAAAAUUACUAUUGACAAGAAGGAAGCACAAUCCAUUUUCAAAUAGAAUGGGAACAGACGUAGUUGAACUAUUAUUUGUGGGCCAACUGAUAUACUUAGAAUAAAAAAAAAAUUCUUCAUGGAAGUAAGCUUAUACUAUAUUAAGAGACUGGAUUACUACAGCAACAUGAAAAACCAGGAAUGUGAACAAUUCUCUUUCUGUCUUCCAGAAUGUCUUUUUUGGAGAAUUGCCAAUUCUACUUCUCAUAAAUAGUACAGGAAUUUGAUGUAAUAUGUGAAUUUGGCAGUAAUUAGUGCAAUUCACAUUUAUGUUUAUGAUUGUAUGAUUAUGACCUCUAAAAUGUCCAUUGGCGGUUGCAGUUUUGAGUACAACUAGAUUAUAUGAGUUGUACAACAUUAAAACGGUUAAUAUGUAUCUUUAUUAUUUAGGACUGCAACACAAAUUCCCUUUUUUUUAAUCUGAUAAAUUUAACAGAGGCACCAAGGGUUCUCUGUAAUCAUGAAUCAAUUGAAAAAUAGGUUUAGAAAAUAAAAAAAAUGUGAGACAAUAAGAAUGCUGUGAAAAGAACUGAUAAUCUUUAAUCUUGCUUGAUCGGACAAUAGCGAUAAUCAGAUUUUCAAGCCAAACUCAAAAGUCAACAAAGAUGAAACACACAUGGACACUUUCCCCCUGUUUUGAUAGUUGAGCUAUAUUUAAUUGGUCCUUAAUAUCAGUAAGAACAAUGUAAGAUUAAGAGGAUGAUUUAUAUUGAAAUCAGGAUUUAUUUCUCUCAGAAUAGGAAAGGUCAUGACAGGAGUUUUCGGGGGGGAUGGGAAAGGGGCUGACAAAUCACAUAAAAUAAAUUGGCAUUACAUUGCUAUGUUUGGGACUACAGUAAAUCUUCGUUGAAACAAACUAAUGGGAUAGAAGAGGGGGUCCUUUACACUGAAAUGGCUGUUCAAAGGCACAUGGGAGUUUAUGCACAAGUAAAAAUGUCAAUAUACGUAUGUACAACGGCAAGUGGGUUUUUGUUGAAUCUGAACCAUAUCCAAUUAGUCUGAAGUUUUACUGCAUUUGCAAAUAAAACUCUUAUAGACACAAGUCUUCCCUGUUUGAGCACACCACCUGCACAUGGAUGGAUUCCUAGCAUAACGGUGCUUUGUUUUCUCUUUCCUUUGAUUCUUUGACAUCACACCAGUCAGCCUGGGAAAUGGGACCCUUGCCCACAUUUAUUUUUGUUCAAUCUAUCCUUCCAUUGUGCAGAAGAGGAAUAAUGGGGAUCUCCAAAAGAAAUAGUUCUUCUGUCCCCCAAAGAAUCUGUUGCACUGAACAUCUCCAUGGUAAGGAAGCAAACGGACAAAGCAGAACACUAUUAUAUGACAGAAAAAUUCCUUAUCAGCGUUAGGGAGCACCCAUCCCCCAACUCUUAUUAACCUAGAAUUUGAAUUACGUUGACUAAAAGUAUUCAGUGUUGCAGUUUUGCAGCAUUUGGAAUGAUUCAGGUUUUGUCCUUUGCCAUAGCAAGUUGAUGGCAGGCUUUAAUGGGAAAGGGACUUGCUGCUGUAGACAUUUAUUAACUCCUCCUCUAGGACCAUGAGAAAACUACCAAAAGGGGCUUUAAACUUACAGCCUUUGUUGUAUGUGGUUAUGUGGAGCAAAUGGUUGGUCUAAUUUUAUAUUACCUUGUAACUGUAUUUGUGAAUAUUCAAUUAGUAUAACAGUAAAAGGUGGAGUGCUUUAUUAUGUUGGUCCUAAAUAUGGUGGCUUAUUAUAAGCCGAUGACAUUGUUUACACUAAAAAUUGUCUUAUAUUAGCACUUAUUUAUCCUUUUAAUGUACACGGUAAAGCUUAAGGACCUGAAAUACCCAAGGGCAUGUACUGCAGUAUUACAAUAUAUUUGUAUUAUUUAUCCUUUUUUAAGUCUGUACAUACUACCAUUUAUUUUUGUCCAUGUGUUCUCUUUAGUUCCUAAUGAUAAAAGAUAUGUAUUUUUUUCAGCAAUAAAUGAUCUCUGUCAUGAU